Molecule: messenger RNA, 1251 nt
Organism: Gadus chalcogrammus (walleye pollock)
Lineage: Eukaryota; Metazoa; Chordata; Actinopteri; Gadiformes; Gadidae
Product: peroxiredoxin-like 2A
Exons: 5
Source: RefSeq, a predicted model, not a curated record
GCGGAUAAGAGCGCUGUUUGUGGAGCAUAAAAGUGGGUCCACCUCACUCUGCGUUGAAAUUACACGCAAACGAGGUCAUUUUUGAGCUGUUUGCUGGUUGCCUGGGCCAGGUUUUUCCACUGAACGAUUCCAAGGAAUGGAUUAAGAAGGGGCUUUUUUGUUGUUGUGUGGGUCUUGCGAAGUUCUCGUCAAGAUGGAAACAAUAGCCCGCGUCGUGGGAGCGGCUAUCGUCUGUAUUACCGCGGUGUUUAACUACUUAACCGAUGUGUUUCUCACUCAACCGCUGAAGGCUACAAUCCAACAUUUGGAGGAAACCGACCUGACAACUCUGAGCGGAGAAAACAGGUCGCUCAAGGCCAAAUCACUGUGGGCAAGCUCCGGAGCUGUCAUCAUGGCUGUCCGUCGGCCUGGGUGAUUUUUGUGCAGAGAGGAGGCUGCAGAGUUGUCCUCUCUGAAAUCCCAGCUGGACCAGCUAGGGGUCCCCCUCUAUGCUGUGGUGAAAGAGGACGUUGGCACAGAGGUCCUGAACUUCAAACCUUUCUUCAAUGGGGACAUAUUCUUGGAUGCAAAGCGGCGGUUCUAUGGACCACGCGAGCGGAGUAUGGGUCUACUGGCGUUUCUCCGUGUUGGGGUGUGGACGAAUGGGCUGCGAGCCUUCAGGAACGGCUUCAUAGGGAAUGUUUCCGGGGAAGGUUUCAUCCUGGGUGGUGUCUAUGUCCUGGGACCAGGGGAACAGGGAGUAAUUCUGGAGCAUCGGGAGAUUGAGUUUGGGGAUAAGGUCAACGUUUUGGAGGUCCUCAACGCUGUUGGGAGGAUACAAAGGGAGCUUGUGUCUUUGGAGGAAAGAUAGCCCCGUGGAAAUCCAGAGUGACGUCUUAAAGUCCGAAAACUGGCAAAUGGUCAAAUUACUUCUGUAGGAUUCCUCGUUUCUGUAUAUUCUGGUCGUAGAAUAGAAUCUUAAAGGUGCACUGUCAUAAAAGUGGCGAAAGUUAAUGUAGUUGCUUCGAUGUUGAAACGUUUGCAUAUUGAUGUUUGAAUAGAGGGUCUCUGAUCCUUGAGCUUCCAUCGUGUGUGUGUGACUGUGCAGUAAGGGGAUCUGGGAGUGUUAAUGAUGGCCUGACUCUAAACUCUGAACGAGGGAGCAGGCCUGAUGUCUAACAACCAGAUGAAACCCCUUGUUUCUGUCGUCACCUUUCAGAUGUCUAUCCACCAGAAGCCAAAAGAACAAUAAAAGUGUAAUGGUCUAAUUCA